AUGGGUGCGAAUACUUGGAUCCACGCUACCAACCUGCGGGUUGCUCGCAGCCCCGUGGGGAGGUGGUUCCGACUUGAGAAUUCUGGCCAUCCGCGUGAGCGGAAAGGUAGUUUCUUUUUCACCGAGUUGCGCGCCGGCCUUGCCACCUUCUUCGCCAUGGCAUACAUUAUUUCAGUCAACAGCAAUAUCACUUCGGAGACCGGCGGGACAUGCGUAUGCCCUGCUGAGAGCAUGGACGACUUCUGUGCUACAAACUCCGAAUACUUGCUGUGCGUGCAAGAGAUCAAGCGCGACAUUGUUACUGCGACUGCGGCUAUUGCGGCACUUUCUACUUUUUGCAUGGGGCUUUUCGCCAACCUGCCAAUCGCACUAGCACCAGGCAUGGGCCUGAAUGCAUACUUUGCCUAUACUGUCGUUGGAUAUCAUGGUAGCGGCUUGGUUCCUUAUUCUGUUGCUUUGACUGCUGUUUUCGUCGAGGGUUGGGUCUUCUUCGGCUUGACCUUGAUUGGCAUGCGACAGUGGCUUGCACGGGCACUGCCAUCUUCCAUUAAGCUUGCAACUGGCGUUGGAAUCGGGUUGUACCUCGCUCUAAUCGGUCUCACAUACAGUGCUGGUAUCGGCUUGGUACAGGGUGCACAGGAUACUCCCAUCGAGCUAGCCGGAUGCUACAACAGCCCUGAGAACUUCGAUAAGGAAACUGGUCUCUGUCUCAGCAGUACGAAAAUGCGCAGCCCGACCAUGUGGGUCGGUAUUUUCUGUGGUGGUGUCUUCACUGCGAUGUUGAUGAUGUACCGCGUCAAAGGCGCUGUGAUCGCAGGCAUUCUGCUUGUCUCGAUUAUAUCCUGGCCCCGAACAACCCCUGUCACCUAUUUCCCAUACACGGAGCUCGGGUCCAGCAGCUUUGACUUCUUCAAGAAGGUUGUUACUUUCCAUCCGAUCAAACAUACUCUCCUUGCACAAAAGUGGGAUAUCUCUGGCCACGGUAGCCAAUUUGGCUUGGCGUUCAUCACAUUCCUGUAUGUCGAUAUUUUGGACACAACAGGUACAAUGUACUCCAUGGCUCGAUUCGCCGGCACCAUCGAUGAGAAGACCCAGGAUUUUGAGGGUAGCGCCAUAGCCUAUAUGGUCGACGCCAUCUCCAUCUCCAUUGGUUCGCUUUUUGGCAGCCCACCGGUCACAGCGUUCGUCGAAUCCGGUGCUGGAAUCUCCGAAGGCGGCAAGACCGGUCUCACAUCCUGCAUGACUGGAAUCGCCUUUUUCAUCUCUGUAUUCUUUGCCCCGAUUUUCGCCUCCAUUCCACCGUGGGCAACUGGAUGUACGCUUGUGAUUGUUGGUGCUCUCAUGGCCAAAGCAGCCGCCGACAUCAACUGGCGCUACUACGGCGAUGCGAUCCCGGCCUUCCUUACUAUCGCCAUUAUGCCCUUCACCUAUAGUAUUGCAUAUGGUCUCAUCGCUGGAAUUCUCAGCUAUAUCAUUCUCAAUGGCACAGCCUGGAUUAUCGAGAAGGCUUCGGGCGGUCGCAUUGUUCCUCCGAAUAAGGAUGAGUCGGAUCCUUGGUCCUGGAAGGUUCCUGGAGGAUUCUUGCCGCCGGCCAUGCCUGAGGAGUAUGGAUCUUUCGGUUCAUCGCAGGAACGCGUGGCUAAUGAGAAGGGUCAGACUGCCGAGCCCGUUGUUGCUAAGCCAUUGUAG
Molecule: messenger RNA, 1689 nt
Organism: Penicillium waksmanii
Lineage: Eukaryota; Fungi; Ascomycota; Eurotiomycetes; Eurotiales; Aspergillaceae
Product: NCS2 family permease
Exons: 5
Coding region: 1-1689 (562 amino acids)
Biological process (GO): transmembrane transport
Cellular component (GO): plasma membrane
Molecular function (GO): purine nucleobase transmembrane transporter activity
Source: RefSeq, a predicted model, not a curated record